This is a messenger RNA of Gasterosteus aculeatus aculeatus (three-spined stickleback), 1781 nucleotides long. RefSeq names its product cell adhesion molecule 1b (gene cadm1b). Gene Ontology annotation, cellular component: neuron projection; synapse; plasma membrane. NCBI's taxonomy places the organism in Eukaryota, Metazoa, Chordata, Actinopteri, Perciformes, Gasterosteidae. Gene Ontology annotation, biological process: homophilic cell-cell adhesion; detection of stimulus; cell recognition. Gene Ontology annotation, molecular function: signaling receptor binding. The record is from RefSeq and is a predicted model, not a curated record.
CAGCCCAGCGUGACAGCAGGCUCCCUGCUUUGAGCCCUCCCUCCGCCUCUCAUGUGUCUACAUUUCCAUCCCAUGGCCGUCUCUAGGUGAUUUAGCGCCGCCAGUCUCAAGCAGGUGUCCAACAUGGCGAUCACGGGGAGCGGAUCUCUCGCUAUUUCUCUCGUACUUUUCGUGAUUUCAGUGGCGUUUCUUCCGAAAGGAGCUGCUGAAACCCUGACAGUCGAAGGUCAGAAUCUGGCGACUGACAACGUGUCGGUGAUCGAAGGAGAAACGGCCACCAUCAGCUGCAGAGUGAAGGACAACGACGAUUCCGUCAUCCAGCUGCUCAAUCCCAACAGACAGACCAUCUACUUCAGAGAUGUUCGACCUCUGAAGGACAGCCGGUUUCAGCUGGUCAACUUCUCUGACAACGAACUGCGGGUGUCUUUGUCCAACGUGUCACUUUCCGACGAGGGACGCUACGUGUGCCAGCUCUACACAGAUCCUCCUCAGGAAGCCUACGCAGACAUCACUGUCCUGGUCCCGCCAGGCAACCCAAUGAUCGAGAGCCGUGAGGAAAUGGUCAGCGAGGGGAACGAGACGGAGCUCACCUGCACAGCCAUGAGCAGCAAGCCGGCCGCCUCCAUCAGAUGGAUGAAAAAGGGGGAAGAACUGACAGGUGAGACCACAGUUGAGGAGACGUACGACCGGAUGUUCACCGUCACCAGCCGUGUCCGAUUUUCGGUCACCAAAGAGGACGAUGGUGUUCCAGUGGACUGCAUCAUUGACCACCCAGCUGCAAAGGACCUCCUGGCUCAAAGACAAUUGGACGUGCUAUAUAAACCAGAAGUGAAGAUUGUGGUGGCUUACCCCAACGGUUUAACCAGAGAGGGUGACAAUCUAGAUUUGACAUGUAUCGCAGAAGGAAAACCCCAUCCCCGCCGGAUCAUCUGGCUGCGAGUGGACGAGGAUAUGCCGCCUCACGCCGUGGUCACCGGCCACGACCUGUACAUCGAGAACCUCAACAAGUCCUACAACGGCACCUACCGCUGCGUGGCGUCCAAUGCUGUGGGAGACGCUUACGACGACUACGCGCUCUAUGUAUAUGAUGCUCCCACUACUAUCCCCACACCCACCACCAACCCAGUCAACACGCAAGACCCCAGAGCCGGAGAGGGGGCACCGCAGAAAAUUGACCAUGCUGUCAUCGGAGGAGUGGUUGCCGUGGUGAUGUUUGCCAUCCUCUGUGCACUCAUUGUUCUUGGUCGAUACUUUGCCAGACACAAAGGAACUUACUUCACACAUGAAGCCAAAGGAGCGGACGAUGCUGCCGAUGCAGACACAGCUAUCAUCAACGCGGAAGGCGGACACAACAACACGGACGAGAAGAAGGAGUACUACAUCUAAACUGUGCAGGCUAGGAGAGGAAGGUGGGGGUACUGGUUGUGCUGUAGGAGGAUUAUGUCUUACUCUGAUUGGUUACGCAAUGGCUUGGGGGCGGGUAGGGCAAGAUUUUAAGAGGAAGAUAAGAAAGUGGAAAAGUUGGACUGGCACGGCCAAGUCGUAAGAAGAGGCAUUGCUGAGUCUGCUUUCCGACCCUUCCUGGACUGCUGGGGGCAAUUCUGUACAGUUCAAUUAUUUUACAGACAAUUUUGUGCCUUGUUAUAUUUCUUUUCUUUAUUUAAUGUAUUUUUUUUCCCUCCUUCUCAUGCUUGUUGGAUUGGAUUUUAUUUUUCCCUCAAUGUAAUCCAUCUGAUCCUUUGUUGCAUUUGGCUUUCAGACAUUAAAUGAGUCUGGUGUUU